Symbiodinium natans is the source of this 1254-nucleotide messenger RNA. The record is from the annotation of a GenBank genome assembly. Lineage: Eukaryota; Dinophyceae; Suessiales; Symbiodiniaceae.
AUGCAAAUGACGACAUCGCCCUUCGCGUUGCUUCUGGUUGCGUAUAUCCACGUCAACGGCGAUGGCAUCAAUGUCAAUGAUGCUUUAUGCGAGGCAGCAGUCAAUCAGCCUGGCGACCUCAUCCUUCUCCAGGUGGAGAAAGCCAUCGGCCUCAAUGCGACCUCGAAGAAAGCAGAAGUGGAUGAUGGAGUUAAUGUCUCGGGAUGGAUGCCCCUAGUUCGCAUACCUUUAUUCAGUGUGAUCCUGAUGGUUGCGCAUGGAUGGCUUUUCCGGCCAUGGAAGUCGCUUUUCCUGGUCCUCAUCCCAGUCGUACUGGCAGCAGUCCCGGCAGAUCUUGAGGGAGUGUCCGACAACCGAGAUCGGCAAUUUGUGCUGGCAAAAACCUUCUCUGUCGCAAUUAUUCUGGAAUUCGGAACAGCCGUAUGCGUUGCCUAUGCUCCACAACAAGCUGCCUGGCCCCUGAGCGGCUUCGUCUAUCGCUGCUGCGCCUAUCUGAAAGGCUAUCACUGGCCCUGGAUGUUUCUGUACUUGGGCCUGUGCGCGAACAUCCUGGAGGCCGUACUGCUCGACCUGGCAAACCAGAACUACUCGAACGUGGCCGCGGGGCUGCUCCUCAUCGCAAGCACCCCGCUGCCGGGAACCUGGCUUUUCCAGUACCCCAUGGAGAUGAUCCAGAAGCAUGGCAUGACUCGGCAGGCUGACUUACAGGGACAAGAUGCCACCGAAGACGAGGUGAGAGCUCGAGUUUCGGACUGGCACAUUGCGCUGAUGGAGCACAAAGGCAGUUCAGCUCCUUUCGGUGACUUGUGCUGCCGGCUACCUGUGUCCUGGGUCUGGCUCUACACAUCAUGGAAUGGCUGCGUCUUGUUUAAGAGCCUGGAUGAGAAGCUUGUGGCCCUGUUGCUGGCCCCUCUCCUUGAGAGCUUCCGAAUUCGUUAUGUGCAGCAACGCCAUGGAGUUGCCCUAAACCCAUGGGAACACCUGUACUGGCUUCAAGCACGUACAUUCAGCCUGUGGUUGUGGACGGCUUUCCAGGGCCCCUUCCACCAGGUGCUCGCUACGCACAUGAUCUCCACGCCCACAGAUUGGUUCCACCUCACCACGGAGGGGGCUGAUCGGGCUCAUCGGUUUUGGGGUGCUUUCAAUCUGGUGGGGACAUUCCUGCACGUGAUCUGGUAUUGGCAUCGAGUAUACCAGCUAAGCCGCGGAGAAGAGAAGGGACUUGAGGCUGCAGCAGAGACGGCUGACGGCUGA